ACGAGUCCCGUCGCACGAAAGAGGUUUUGGUUUAUCAGGUUUCUGUUUUGAACGUAUUCAUUGAAAAAUACCGUGAGUCAUUCAUUUCUGACCCAGUGCCCGAAUUGUUGUUUACCUGGAAAUGUUUUGAACAGGUACAGCAUAUACCAGGCAGGCACUGCACUGGCUACGGGGACAACAUUUAGGGAUCCACUGUAAACACCUGCAUUUGCUUGGACUACAAGAUAGAUUUCACCAUGUUCUUGGCUGCCAGAUGCUUGAGAAGGCAGAGAAGGGAAAUACCCUUGUGGUUAAAACAUCAAACAGUGCUAGGAAAUGCAAUGAAAUAUUUCCACAGUUCAAACAAAAUUGAUCCAGAUUCAUUUAAAAGUGUUGCUUAUGAUGUAAAGGAUGAGGUUGCCCACAUUCAGUUGAAUCGACCACAUGUUUUGAAUGCUAUAGAUAUGCACAUGCCUGGGGAAAUUCAAGAUGCUGUGAAACUGGCAAAUUGGGAUGAGAAUGUAAAGGUACUGGUGUUGUCUGGGAAGGAUGGAGUGUUCUGCUCAGGAUAUGAUUUGAAGAUAUUUGCAGAACCAGAGCGUGGAACCACACCUUUUAGUCAAACCAUGCCUUGGGAUCCUUAUCUGGACUUUUCACUCAUGUCAGAGUGCACAUUUGCCUUCAUGUCAUUAUGGAGAAGUCUGAAACCUGUUGUUUGUAAAAUUGAGAAGUAUGCAAUUGCAGGCGGUAGUGACAUUGCAUUGUGUUGUGAUAAUAUCUUUAUGGCAGAUGAUGCAGUAAUAGGCUACCCCCCUGCUAGAGUGUGGGGAUGCCCCACCACAGCUAUGUGGGUUUACAGAAUUGGGCUAGAGAAAGCAAAAUAUAUGCUUUUUACAGGGGAUCUUAUAAAUGGAGUAGAAGCCGAAAAAAUUGGAUUAGUUGGAAAAAGCGUACAAGCAGAUAAACUUGAUGACACUGUUAAUAACUUUGUAGACAGAAUUAAGUCUGUCCCAACUAACCAGUUGUUUUUUCAAAAACAAGUUAUUAAUCAAGCUGUUGAACAAAUGGGAUUGUUUGCUUCACAGAGGCUUGCUUCGGUAUUUGAUGGGAUGACCAGACACAGCCCAGAAGGUGCCGCUUUCCAAGAGAGGACCAACCAAGUGGGUUUCAAACAAGCUGUCAAAGAAAGAGACAUGGGAACACGAAAGUGGAAAAAGUAAGCAUAAAGAAGGGAUCUUUCACAACAUGCCAAUGUAAAGCUGGAUUUUAAAGAUUAUAUGUAUUGAAUUCAGUUUGCAUAUGGACCCUUUUCUGCACUAGACCAAUUUUACCUGAAU
This is a messenger RNA of Lingula anatina, 1316 nucleotides long. RefSeq names its product putative enoyl-CoA hydratase, mitochondrial. The record is from RefSeq and is a predicted model, not a curated record. Lineage: Eukaryota; Metazoa; Brachiopoda; Lingulata; Lingulida; Lingulidae.